Molecule: messenger RNA, 795 nt
Organism: Corylus avellana
Lineage: Eukaryota; Viridiplantae; Streptophyta; Magnoliopsida; Fagales; Betulaceae
Source: RefSeq, a predicted model, not a curated record
UUUUUGGCAAUGGGGAAUUGCUCUCUCAAAGGGGUUGUCACAGGGGAUUGUCACAACUCAAUCCGGGUUCUGACAGAUUCCGGGGCGGUUUUGGAGUUCAAAAGUCCAGUUACGGCUCGGGAUAUCAUUAACGACCACCCCGGGUAUGGCGUUUUCCGGCAGGGUCACGCGUCGGCUCCAUUGCUGGACCUUGAGUGCCUCAUUGGUGGCCGGUUGUACUAUCUACUUCCACUUGUUAAGGAUCAUGUGUUAUGCAAGAAUGAGUGCAUGAGUAGAAGUGUGGCUGAGCCAGCUAAGAAGUCAUUUGGGGCAGCAUCGGAUGUUGCUGAGAAUUUGGCAAAUGAUUCUGUUCUUGAGGUUCUGCCAUCGGUCGGAGAUGGAGUUUGGAGAGUGAAGCUGGUGAUUAACACGAAGCAGUUGGAGGAGAUCUUGUCGGAGCAAGUGAAUACUGAGGCAUUGAUAGAGAGAAUGAGGAUGGCUGCAUCUGCAAGCUCUGCUAGCACGACACCAAGGCCAACAAAGGGUACUCGUAGAAAGGGUUGACAUGACAUGUUUUAAGUGACUUUCAUGUCAGAAAAGCAAAAGUAUUAGCCGAUCAUAUUACGUCAACUCAUGUGAAAUAAGUGUUAUAAAUAGGUGCGAAGAGUAGUAUUAUCUUUGAUCGUGAAAAAUAAAAUCACAAAUUCAUGACUGUAUUAAAGUACUCUUGCUAGACAAUUAUAAGAAAGUCCCUUUUAGCUCGCUUUGUAUUAGGUCUUUCUAAUGUUUUUAUUACCUUGUCUUGUACAUAUUAUA